Rhinichthys klamathensis goyatoka is the source of this 1633-nucleotide messenger RNA. RefSeq names its product prostaglandin E synthase 2-like (gene ptgesl). NCBI's taxonomy places the organism in Eukaryota, Metazoa, Chordata, Actinopteri, Cypriniformes, Leuciscidae. Gene Ontology annotation, molecular function: prostaglandin-E synthase activity. The transcript is spliced from 7 exons. Bases 34 to 1167 code for a protein of 377 amino acids. Gene Ontology annotation, cellular component: mitochondrion. The record is from RefSeq and is a predicted model, not a curated record.
UUCCCGUAGGCUUGUGGGAGUUUAUGUAAAAUCAUGAUGGCGGCGGCCUGUGCGAGAACAUUUAGUAAGGUCGGUCGGUUAGUUUUAGACACGCCGAAAUGCCGCGUAACAAACACCGCAGCAUUAGUGCCGAGAAUGAGCAUGAGAUGCCAGGGAAGAGCUUACGGUACCGGCGGUUCGGGAUUUAGAUCCAGACUUUUGCUCGCUGCACCGGUGCGUGGCAGUGGCAGAGUCCUGGGAUGCGCCUUCUUGCUCGGUGGUGGUUUCGGCUUGUACCAGACCAUCAAACUCACGCUUCAGCGUCACCUUGCAGAGGAAAAAGCAAAUGCACCGCUGGGGACAGAUCUUAAGUUGACUCUGUAUCAGUAUAAGACCUGUCCGUUUUGCAGCAAGGUGCGAGCCUUCCUGGAUUAUCAUGGUCUGCCAUAUGAAAUUGUGGAGGUCAAUCCCGUUAUGCGAAAGGAGAUCAAGUGGUCCACUUACAGAAAAGUUCCCAUCCUGAUGGUGAACGAGACGGUGCAACUCAAUGACUCUUCUGUAAUUAUUAGUGCUUUGAAGACAUACCUGGUCAGCAAGGAGAAAACAAUAUCUGAGAUCCUCGCAUUUUAUCCUGAGAUGAAGGCAAAGAACGACAGUGGGAAAGACGUGAAAGAGUUUGGCAAUAAGUACUGGGUCAUGGUGCAUGACGCUGAUGCUGAUCAUCUAUAUCCUGGAAAAGACACCAGAAAAGAGGAGAUUAAAUGGCGGAAGUGGGCAGAUGAUUGGCUGGUGCACCUAAUUUCCCCAAAUGUUUACCGCACACGGAGCGAAGCCCUCGCAUCCUUUGACUACAUUGUACGAGAAGGCAAAUUUAGCACCUUUGAGGGCUUCUUUGCUAAGUAUUUCGGAGCUGCUGCCAUGUGGGUCAUUUCAAAGAGAUUGAAAAAUAGACACCAUCUGCAAGAUGAUGUGAGACAGGAUCUCUACAAGGCCGUCAAUGAUUGGGUGGCAGCCAUUGGAAAAAAUAAGAAAUUCAUGGGAGGUGAUCAACCCAACCUUGCAGAUCUGGCCGUGUUUGGGGUUCUGAGGGUUAUGGAAGGCCUUCAGGCAUUUGAUGAUAUGAUGGAACAUACCAAGGUGAAGAACUGGUACCGGCGUAUGCAGAAGGUCACAGAACAAGUGUCAUAAAAUCAAAGCUUCGGUCAUGGCUGCAACAACUUGAAGCACUUGACACCACUGCACAACUUGCCAUCUGUUGGUAGCGUAAUGGUUAUGCAAAUCUUAAAAGACUACUUUUUCCAGUAAUUAAACUGGCUUCCAUUCUUCUUCUGCUCGGACUAUACCCACAGAGCUUAUUUAAUUAGAAGAGAUCAACAAAACACGCCCAAAAUAGCAUAAAGUGCUUUUCCUGUUUUUUUUCUCUCUCUCCAUGAUUUGCUUUACUACGCAACUGAUUUUCUACUCAACUAUUUCUUUUACUUUGGAAAGCAAAGUGCUAUCUGAACCAAAUGCUCUUCAAAGUAAAACAACCUCAUAUGAUCUACAGACAUUGUGAAUGGGUUUUAGUGGGAUUGUUCUGAAACAUCAUAUUUUCUCCAUCUUUGUGGGCUUAAAUAACAAGUUAUCAACAAAUGUAUAAUCUGUUUUGUUUUUU